Molecule: messenger RNA, 1174 nt
Organism: Corylus avellana
Lineage: Eukaryota; Viridiplantae; Streptophyta; Magnoliopsida; Fagales; Betulaceae
Gene: MOS4
Product: modifier of snc1,4
Biological process (GO): mRNA processing
Cellular component (GO): Prp19 complex; catalytic step 2 spliceosome; precatalytic spliceosome
Source: RefSeq, a predicted model, not a curated record
CUUUUAUCAAUCUGUAUAAGCAAGGUUGGAAGUUGGAGAGCUUUGGGUGAGCAACAAUGGCGAGCCACGACACCAACGGGGACCUGCUAAUGCUCGAGGCUCCGCCGCAGCCCUCAGGCCCGACAUGGCCCGGAUUGUCGAGCGCAGAAGUCAUCGACGCCUUGCCGUACAUCGACGAAGACUACAGCGACUCCAGAGUCAAGGAAGAGGUGGACCGCUUGGUCGAGGACGAGAUGCGCCGAAGCUCCAAGAAGCCCGCCGACUUUCUUAAAGACCUGCCUCCUCUGCCCAAGUUCAACUUCGAGAAUCAUCCAAUGAUUGCUAGAGAGUAUGAGCGUGUGAGAGCUGGGAAGCCUCCAGUGGCUCUUGACAGGUCACGAUAUAAUUUAGAACCACCACCAGUGAAUAAAAGGAAUGAUGAAACAGCUUGGAAGCAGACACUUCAGAGAGCUCAAUGCUUGCUACAGUAUCAAAUGAUCAGUCUUGAAAAUUUGGAUCUGAUGGUAAAAUAUGGUCCAGAUCUCUGGAAGCAGUUCAUCCAACGAUUUGAAGCAUUCCUAUCAAGAAUGCAAAAAUUAGAUCAGGAACAAAAUGAAAAGAUCGAGGCAGUUAACCGUGAAAGGAAAUAUCAUCAGCAAAAUACUGCGUAUGAGCUUAGUGCUUUGUCCUUACAAUGGAAGGAACUUUGUGAAAAAAAUUUGGAAAUUCAAACUGCAUGUAGUAAAAUUGAAAAUCAAAUAGAAGAACUGAAGAAAGAAGCAUCAGAGAGAGGCUGGAACUUAGAAGCUGAUAUUCAGAAUGGUACUGUUUUGCAUUCGGAAUGAUUAGGCUCCUCAAAAUGGUGGUAUGGACUUAAUGGGAUCUUGAGACUUUGGGAUGAUCUGUAUAGUAUAGCGGCUCUAAUUUCAUUAUGCUGCUGGAUGUGACUGGCCAUUAGAUGGAUCAUAUGGUCAUCCCAGUUGUGUGGAUGAGAUCCAUUCCACGUGGGGCUUAAAGAUUCUCCUUGUAUCUUGUAUCAAUUUUUAAGUGAAGGGAUUUCUUCCCAUGUAGCUGUAGUGAUUGUCAAGAGUUUACUUGUGACUGAUAAUUUUUCAAAAAAAAAAAGAUUAAGUUCAGAUUUCUAAUGACUUAUCAAAAAAAAAAAAGUGAAGUAAAAAUUUCUGUUUUUAAGUCA